AUGGCGUCUUCACGUAAGCUAUCGUCGUCCGACGACUAUGCUGAGAUCUUGAAUCGGUAUGACACAUGGCUGUUCGACUGUGACGGGGUGAUCUGGUCGGGAGACGACAAGAUCGCAGGAGCUGGUGAGGCAGUGGACUUGUUGCGACGACAGGGAAAGAGAGUCUUGUUUGUCACCAACAAUGCCAGCCGGAGUCGGAAGAUGCUGAAGAAGAAGUUUGAUCGAUUGGGGAUCAGCGCCAGCGAGGAUGAGAUUGUAUCGAGCGCCUUUGCAGCAGCUGGAUAUCUCAAAGAUGUGCUGAAGUUUCCUGCGGAUCGCAAAGUGUACGUGAUGGGGAUGGAAGGCAUCGAGGCCGAACUCGACGCCGUCGGUAUCCUGCACUGUGGAGGGACAUCGCCCGAGGACAAUCAGUUCCUUCCAGCCAACGACUACUCCCCUCUACAGAGUGAGGGCGCUAUCGAUCCCAGUGUGGGCGCGGUUUUAUGCGGGUUUGAUAUGCACAUGAACUACGCCAAGCUCUGCAAGGCAUUCAAGCACCUGACCCGGGAGGGAGCUCAGGGCCCGGUUCUCGCAGGCGAACAGGGAGGAGGAUGCCAUUUCCUCCUGACAAACGAUGAUAAAGUGGUUCCUGCUCUAGGAGAACCAUGGCCGGGAUCCGGCUCUCUCGCCACCCCGUUGAUCGCUGCGACAAAACGAGAGCCCAUCAUCGUCGGUAAACCUCAUGCACCCAUGCUGGACAUGGUCAAGUCGCUGUAUCAGAUCGACGAAAAGCGCUCCAUCUUCGUGGGGGACAACCUCCACACGGAUAUCCUGUUUGCCAAGGACGGCAACAUUGAUUCACUCCUGGUCCUGACCGGCGUAACGACUGAGAGAGACUGCCAGGAGGAAGGCAUCUGGCCAUCGUACAUCAUUCAGGGGAUCAGUGCGUUGACCAGCGUGGAGAGAGGACACGAAGCUGCAAGUGGGAGCGGUGAUCAAGCUGCCAGACUCGCAUCUCUCUGA
Aspergillus clavatus NRRL 1 is the source of this 1002-nucleotide messenger RNA. Its product is annotated as putative 4-nitrophenylphosphatase. Gene Ontology annotation, molecular function: phosphoglycolate phosphatase activity; alkaline phosphatase activity. The transcript is spliced from 3 exons. Bases 1 to 1002 code for a protein of 333 amino acids. Lineage: Eukaryota; Fungi; Ascomycota; Eurotiomycetes; Eurotiales; Aspergillaceae. The record is from RefSeq and is a predicted model, not a curated record.